Daldinia childiae is the source of this 405-nucleotide messenger RNA. RefSeq lists its product as uncharacterized. Lineage: Eukaryota; Fungi; Ascomycota; Sordariomycetes; Xylariales; Hypoxylaceae. Bases 1 to 405 code for a protein of 134 amino acids. The record is from RefSeq and is a predicted model, not a curated record. The transcript has a single exon.
AUGGGCCCAACAGGACCAUGGCCCGGUCGCAUAUACAAAAUUCGAGACCCGGAGACCGAGCGACAAAUUACACUCGUAAAUGGGGAGCUCAAGUUAGAAAAAGACAUGGGCAACCAGGGAGGGUAUCACUGGCAGUGCAUAGAAACAGAUGGGUACCUGGGAUUUCGGAACCCCAGUAAUAACGUGCACAUGGGCCAUAACAACUGGGGUCAGUUCGUCGCCCGAGAGUAUCACCACUGGGGGUGGGAAUUCUUUAACACGAGAGCUCAUCCAGAUGGGGGCCAGCUAUUGUUAACAGUUCAUGGCAACGAAAUGCGGAAAAUGGUAGUUGAGAAGGGUACCUUUAAGCUGGUAGAGACAAAGGGUGACGGUACGGCAUGGGAAUUUGUGGAGGUUCCUACAUGA